Molecule: messenger RNA, 2038 nt
Organism: Trichobilharzia regenti
Lineage: Eukaryota; Metazoa; Platyhelminthes; Trematoda; Strigeidida; Schistosomatidae
Source: the annotation of a GenBank genome assembly
GAUAACUACUCUCCACGUGAACUACGACAUCUCGAGUUUAUAUCCCAGUUCACCUCCGAUCUGCGACACAUAAAGGGUAAAAACAAUGAAGUGGCAGACGCUUUAUCACGUAUGCACAUUGAUAACAUUGUAUGCCCAGACAUCGACUACGAACAUCUCUCAAACUUACAACGAGAUGACGCCGAACUCAAAAAGAUCAUGUCUUCUAAAACAACAUCUCUAAACCUCGAGGCAAUUCCUUUCGGCACGACAAAAGUUAUCUGCGACACCUCUACGGGUAAAUAUCGACCUUUCGUUCCAAUAGCUAUGAGACAUACAGUAUUCGAGAAGUUACAUAACUUGUCGCAUCCUGGUGUUAGCGCUACUACCAAGCUACUAAGAGAAAGAUUUAUCUGGCCAAACAUUAACAGCGACGUUAAGAAGUGGACACGAAAUUGCUUGUCUUGUCAAAGAGUCAAAAUCAACCGGCACACCAAAGCACCACUUGGUCGCUUCCCUAACCCCGACUCUAGAUUUGACCAUGUACAUGUAGACAUAGUUGGUCCACUGCCUCCUUCCAAUGGUUUCAACUAUAUUCUAACCUGCAUUGACAGAUUUACUCGUUGGCCAAUAGCAGUUCCAUUAAUCGACGUCUCAGCUGAAACGGUAGCUAAAGCUUUAGUCGAAAACUGGAUAGCCAACUUUGGUGUCCCAUCAAUUAUCACUACAGACAGAGGUGCCCAGUUUGAAAGCCGACUUUUUGACCAACUAACUGAAUUACUAGGCAUUAAACGAAUACGAACGACAGCGUAUCAUCCUAGUUCCAACGGUAUGGUCGAACGAUUUCAUCGACAACUCAAAGCUGCACUCGCUGCUUCUUUGACUCAAAACGAUUGGUCAACCAAACUUCCACUAGUAUUACUUGGUAUACGAGCUACUAUAAAGAAAGAUAUUGGCUGCUGUGUUUCCGAACUAGUCUAUGGAACAACAUUACGAUUACCAGGAGAAUUUUUCACCCCGGGUAACAAGUUCCACACGAUAUGACUGGUUACGUGCACCAGCUAAAACGACACAUGAACGAGCUAAAGAUAUCACUUCCACGUCAGCAGGAACGAGCGUCAUACAUCCCGUCACAACUGACAGACUACACCCACGUCUUCGUCAGGAGAGAAGGUGUACAACGACCACUUCAACCCGCUUAUGAUGGCCCAUUCAAAGUUCUAAACAGAAACGCGAAAGUUAUCACGAUAGAAAGAUUGAAUAAAACAGAAGCCAUCAGUAUCGACAGAGUCAAACCAGCGUUCCUCGACGAUUUCGAAGUCAACGAUAAGAACCAGCUGAACGACGUGCCAACACCUACAUCCAUACAAGCUUCAACGUCGACAGAGAAGCCUGCGAAAACAACACGAUCUGGUAGACGAGUCCAUUGGCCUAAACGUUACGUGCAAGUCAUCGAAAUAUAACUUACUAUGAAUUUUCAUUUUUAUUAUCUUUAUUCGUAAUUGCCAUUUGAUUACUCAUUUAACUGAUUAAUAUACAGAUCCCCGGACAGUUUUAUCGUUCCUUAUAUAUUUUAUUAUGAUUAGGAAUUCCACUUUCCCUAGAUUAUCGCAUUUAUUGUCGACGUUAUUAACCACAUUAAACUGCUCAUUUUUCAGCUUAAUAAAUCGCCUUCUGUGUACUAUCGCUGCUACGUAUUACGCUGAUGCAUGUUAAUUUCGAACACUUAAAUGUAUUUUUUUAUAUAUUUCAGUGUUCUGGUGGGGGAAUUAUAUAGUACCCCUAUACCAACUGUAAACAUGCUUUUCAAUCUAAUUUGUAAACUUGUAUUAUAUGUGUAUACAGACCGAUUUUAUAUGUACUUCGCAAACAUUUGUCAUUUUACUGUUGAAUAUUACCUUGACACAAUUUCGAAUUUGACUACUGCUACAAUCUUCGCAAGUGCCUUUUGAUUUACGUCGUGGGCGUCGAGUAGCCACAACGUCUGCGCACAUUAAUAAGAACGAAGAAAUACUAGAAUAUACGUGUACGGCAGUUCAGUCAAAUAACGCACUCAACA